Hydatigera taeniaeformis is the source of this 2982-nucleotide messenger RNA. Lineage: Eukaryota; Metazoa; Platyhelminthes; Cestoda; Cyclophyllidea; Taeniidae. The record is from the annotation of a GenBank genome assembly.
AUGGCUUCGCACAACAGCUUCGACAAUCAGGCUCCAGCCCUCCUCGACCGACAUCCCAAGUCGCCUUCAUCUCCACCUCCGGCUGCCUCCUCACCCAACCUCCUGAAUACGACCUCCUCAGCUCUCUUAUUUGCUCAGCCCGUCCUGCCUCUCAACUUGCGGCGUUCAGUGGACGAUCACCAGGCGCCCCCCCCAGUCCCGCCACACCAAAACACUGCAGCCUCCAGCACAACCACUUCCACUACUACUACCGCGGUCGCCUCCCUUCAGUCCACGCAUCCUACCGUCAAUUCAUCAUGCUGCAUUCUUAUUGACGGCCAGCCACAGCCGGUAGAGGCUGUCCAAAGCCUGGUGACCCAUUUACGAGAGGAGAUCGCUUUACGCAACACCCAGAUUUCCCGUCUAACAAGCGAGGUCGAAAGUCUGCGCCGCAUGGUAGGCGAUCGCAAUCGUGAUGUAGAUCAGCUGAAGUCUGUGCUUGACCAGAAGUAUGUCCCGCUGGCGGCUGUAAAUGGCGCCAAUCACAGUGGCAACAACAGCAGAAGUAACAAUAAUGCGGUCAACACCUUGAACAGUGUGUGUAUGGUAGAAGAGAUUAUGGAUCUGGGGGAGGGAGGUACGGCAUCCCUUCCCCCGGUUUCCUCAUCCCAGUCUACCGUUGUGCCCCCUGCUCGCAUAAAAAAGCAGGGCGUGUGUGGAGAGAGUGUCUCGCGCAAUGCCAACAUCGGGUUCAUCCAUUACGAGAAGGAUCAUAACUCACGGUCGCUGAUUUACAACGCGAUUACCAGCAACGAUUUCCUCAACAACCUGGAGCAGAGCCAAAUUGAGGAGAUUGUCCUCUGUAUGUACGAGAAGCGUGUCAACAAGGGUUGCUUCAUAAUCCGCGAGGGGGAGCCGGGCGAUGCCCUCUACGUCACUGCAGAGGGACUACUGGAAGUGCUGAAGGGCGACCAGGUUAUCGGACAAAUGGAAGUAGGUCGCGCCUUUGGUGAAAUGGCCCUCCUCUACAACUGUAAUCGAACCGCUUCAGUCAAAGCCCUUACGAACGCCAAAUUUUGGACCCUUGAUCGAAGAGUCUAUCAACAGAUAAUGAUGAAUUCCUCUGUUCACAAGCACAAGGAGAACUUUCAAUUCCUUUUGAGUGUGUCAGACUUCAAGAAUCUAUCACAAAGAAAGCUCCAUAAGUUGGCAGACGUUUUGGAAUUGAUUUACUACUCGGGUAACGAAUACAUUAUUCGUCAGGGUGAGGUUGGUGAGACCUUCUUCAUCAUUCACUCUGGCCAGGUGAAAGUGACUCAAUCAAAACUGCCGGGUGAACCACCGCAAGAUAUUCGCUUUCUUGGGGCCGGCGACUGGUUUGGUGAACGAGCACUUUACACACGAGAUAAACGAAGUGCAAAUGUUGUCGCCAUGCCUCCUGGUGUCCACGUUCUCUGUCUCGAUAGGAGCAAUUUCAUUCAUCUCAUUGGAGACUUGAACGAAAUUAAAUCCCGAGAAUACGGCGAUUCUAAUCAAAGCCUUCUCAGUCCUUUUAAAUUUAUCUUGGAAGUGGAGUUUACGUUAAAACACGAUGAGAUAUCUAAAGCUCUUCGCCCUCUCAUUGCUAGUCAAUCGCCUGCCACAGAUGUGGAGGACUCCCUUGGCUCUGGGGACAAUCGCACGUCAAUGACUUCGCAAUUAUCGGCGGAGGAGGGUGCUGCGGGAGGGGCUGUGGGCUCAGGAUCGGGGUCAGGAUCAGGGAUCAUGAGUCUCUCGCCUUUCUUCUCCACCGUGCCCCAAGUCUCCUCGAGGCGUGGCUCCAGCGCAUUGGCGGAGAGAGACAUGACCAUCGGAAACGCCCGCGCCUGUGCUGGGCGGGAGAACAUCAAAUAUGAAGACCUUGUCCCUGUGGCAAUUCUCGGUAUUGGUGGCUUUGGACGGGUUGAGUUGGUGGUUUUGAGGUACGAUCCAACAAAGUCAUUUGCCUUGAAAUGCAUGAAAAAAAAGCACAUUGUAGAUACUCGACAGGAGAAGCACAUCUUCUCCGAAAGGAAUCUUAUGUUCGAAAUCAAGUCCUCCUUCGUUUGUCGAUUGUACGCCACUUAUCGAGACGCAAAGUAUGUCUAUAUGCUUUUGGAAGCCUGCCUUGGUGGUGAGAUAUGGACAGUGCUUCGCAAUCGUGGAAACUUUGACGAUAACAUCACUCGGUUCAUCGUGGCAAGCGUGCUGGAGGCCUUCACUUACCUCCACACUAAUCACAUCAUCUACCGCGAUCUGAAGCCAGAAAACCUCCUUCUCGACGGACGGGGGUACAUAAAACUGUGUGACUUCGGUUUCGCAAAGAAGAUAAGUCCGGGAAAGAAGACGUGGACCUUUUGUGGAACCCCCGAGUACGUCGCUCCUGAAAUCAUUCUCAACAAGGGUCACGACCAUUCCGCCGAUUACUGGUCUCUGGGAAUCCUUAUGUUCGAGCUUCUCACCGGAAGUCCGCCAUUUACGGGGAUGGAUCCGAUGAAGAUAUAUAGCAUCAUCCUCCGUGGCAUCGACGCCAUCAUGUUCCCGCCAUUCCAAAUUAAUCGGACGGCGAUGGCGCUCAUUCACCGACUUUGUGCGCAGAAUCCAGUAGAACGCCUUGGUUAUGGCCGUGGAGGUAUUGUGGACAUCAAGCAGCACAACUCCUAUACUCGUCAUUCUGACGCAUUCAUCGCUUUGGUGACAAAUGUUCGCGCAGAGUUUAGAGCCAUCACUUUUGAAUACUCAUUAGUACCUUUCCUUUGUUCCAGGUACUUUCAGGGAUUUGAUUGGAUUGGGUUGUGCAGAGGCACCCUUCAAGCACCAAUCCUGCCAAAGGUGAGCUGUCAGUACAAUGCUGUCACUGGUGACCUUAUUGAGUUUAUGUUGUUGAAGAUAUCGGGACCCACCGACGUCUCAAACUUCGACCACUAUCCUGAUAUCACUGAUGUGCCGCCAGAUGAACUCUCGGGAUGGGACGUGGACUUCUGA